This is a messenger RNA of Knipowitschia caucasica, 3711 nucleotides long. NCBI's taxonomy places the organism in Eukaryota, Metazoa, Chordata, Actinopteri, Gobiiformes, Gobiidae. The record is from the annotation of a GenBank genome assembly.
AUGCCCCCAGUGAUACCGGUGCAUGUGCUGCUGCUUUGGCUGAGCGUCCCCAGGCUGGUGUGGGGCACAGAGCGCGCCUCGACCCGGGAGCGCUUCAAGGUGGUCAUCGCACCUCUGGUGUGCAAGCGCAUCUGUCUGAAAGGCCAGUGUCAGGAUACCUGCGAACAGGGCAACAACACCACAUUAAUAGCGGAGAAUGGCCAGGCGGCGGACACGCUCAUUGGACAGGGCUUUAGGGUCGUGGUCUGUCCUCUCACUUGUUUGAAUGGAGGCGUGUGCAGUUCGAGGAAGCACUGCCUCUGUCCCCCUGGCUUCACAGGACGUCUCUGCCAGUUCCCUCUCCAGCAAACGCAUCAUGCCCAGGCGGCGCGGGGCAAUAAGCAGCCGGUCUACCCCACAUCACUGAAACCAGACAGUCAGAAAUAUGGGGACGAGGCGGUUAUUGGGAGGACACAAAUGACACAAACACAUUCAGUAUUUACUCUGCCCAUCGCACCAGCCGGACACCCCUCAUCUGAAGUUCAGAUAAAUUUCCGGGUUCACCACACGCCUGGGACCUCAGUCGUCAUUCACCCUAUGGACCAAGCAGAAACCAAGCCUCCAGUGAAGGCGAGUUCCACCAGAGAACUACCUUCAAGACACAAACCAAAGGGCCGAUGUUUCCAAGAGACCACGCCCAAACAAGCUUGCAAUAGUACACCUCUUCCUGUAUUGACCAAUCAGGAAGACUGCUGUGGCACCGUGGGGAACUCCUGGGGACAGAACAAGUGUUACCAGUGCCCCAAAUUACCAAAUGCAUCAGUCAAGCAAAAUAUUGUUGAAGAGUAUGGUUCUACAUGCCCACAGGGUUAUAAAAGAUUUAACCGCACUCACUGUCAAGACAUAAACGAGUGCACAUUUCAAGGCGUGUGUCAGAAUGGGGACUGCCUGAACACUCUUGGCAGCUUCAAAUGUUCCUGUAAAGCUGGAUUUGUGCUGGAGGGGAGUGUGUGCGUGGAGUCUCCGGCAGAGCAAGGCAAGUGCUUCUUGAUGGUGUCAGAGUCCCGCGGCUGUGAGCACGCUCUUCCCAAUGACCUGGCACUGGAAAUCUGUUGCUGCACCGUGGGAAAGGCCUGGGGUCGCAACUGUGAGAGGUGCCCCCAAGUGGGCACAGCUGCAUUCAAUAAGAUCUGCCCUGCUGGGAAAGGGUAUUUCAUUCAAAACACUAGAGAAACCUGGGUUUAUAACAUGCCUAUUAUUAGGCCUGACAAUGAAGAACAUAAAUGGCCGGAAACAAUUCAGCCUACUCCAACUAGCUCCAAUACUCCACGUGUCCCUGUUGUGAAACCUACUCCUCCGACCAUUGUCAGACUCACUCCAGGGAAUGACCCCUUCGAAACACAAACCAAAGUCUCACCAGACGCAGAUGAGUGCAAGCUGAGCAGGAACAUUUGUGGUCACGGAGAGUGUGAGAACAGCCUGAACGGCCACAUCUGUCACUGUCACCCGGGCUACCAUCUUAACCCUCUGAGAAACAUCUGCGAGGAUUUUAAUGAAUGUGCCUCCAAACCCUGCGGUCACGGUUAUUGUAUCAAUGUGGAAGGAAGCUACAAAUGUCACUGUCGCCAGGGUUACAAACACAUGGUCCAGCACGGCCACCUCAAGUGUGUAGAUGUGAAUGAGUGUCUGCGACCCGACAUCUGUGGAGUGGGGGGCAAAUGUGUGAACGUGCUUGGCUCCUAUGAAUGUGAAUGUCAAAGCGGCUUUAGGAGCAAGUCCCCCCGCCAUCCUGCCUGUGAAGAUAUAAAUGAGUGUUUGAGUCCAGACACCUGUCCCACCGAACAGUGCGAGAACAGCCCAGGAUCCUAUGAGUGCGUGCCCUGUCUGCCGGGACAUGAGGCCAAAGGGGGCAUCUGUUAUGAUGUAAAUGAGUGUCAGAAACCUGGCAUCUGUCCUAAUGGUCGAUGUGAAAACCUCCCUGGGACAUACCGCUGUUUGUGUAAUGAGGGUUUCCUUCCAUCUGCGGACAGCAAAGGAUGCAGUGAUAUCAACGAGUGUGAGGAUUCUCGACUCUGCGCCUAUGGCCGUUGCAUCAAUACAGAGGGCUCGUUCCAGUGCCAGUGCUACCCUGGGUAUCAGCGCACACAGGAAGGCAGCCACUGUGAAGAUAUUAAUGAGUGUGAGCGACCGUCGAACUGUCAGAGGGGACACUGCAUUAACAGUAUGGGUUCAUAUCACUGCGAAUGCCCCAAAGGAUUUACUCUGGUGGGAGGCAGGAGAUGCCAAGACAUAGAUGAGUGUGCUGCAGACCGGAGCUUGUGCCAGCCUUUCGGAGUCUGUGAGAACAGACCUGGCUCCUUUGUCUGUGUGUGCAAUCACGGAUAUGUCCUGUCAGAAGACAAGCACAGCUGCGAGGCAGUCCGAGUGGUGACAGAUGAGAAGAAAGAGUGCUAUCUGAACUUGGAUGACACAGUGUUCUGUGAUAGUGUUUUGGCCACAAAUGUCACCAAACAGGAGUGCUGCUGCUCAAUUGGGGUUGGCUGGGGUGACCACUGUGAGAUCUACCCCUGCCCUGUGUCUCAUUCAGCGGAGUUCCACUUUUUAUGCCCCAAUGGUCAAGGUCUCUACUUUGAAGAAGGACUCCAGUACAGUUUACCUGUUUAUCAUGAUAUUGAUGAGUGUGCUCUGUUUGCUGAGGAAAUCUGUAAAAAGGGUCGCUGUGAGAACACACUGCCUGGAUAUGAAUGCUAUUGUCAACAAGGGUUUUACUACGACAGCAAUCUCCUUGAAUGCAUUGACGUGAAUGAAUGCCAUGAUGAGUCCCUCUGUACAAACGGUCGCUGCGUCAACACUGAUGGAUCAUUCUUCUGCAACUGUAACCUGCCCUGGACUCCUGAUUCUAGCAAGAAAAACUGUGUCCUUAAAGCAGUAGCAGAUUUGAACGAAUGUCAAGAUUCGGCCAACUGUAAGAAUGGUCACUGUGUAGACACUCCGGGUUCGUACUACUGCAUCUGCUCUCCCCCCUGGACCCUGGCCACGGACCGCAACAGCUGUGUGACCCCCGAAGAGCAGGCUGAUGUGAAUGAGUGCCAGGACCCCUCGUACUGUAAGAAUGGGAGGUGUGAGAACACGCCAGGCUCCUUUCACUGUUUUUGUGACCCUCCCUUCACCUUCAGUGCUGCUCAGAAACAGUGCGUCUAUGACGAUCGCACAGCGGCACACAAAGACGUGUGUUUCCUCCAGGUGGAUGAGGGUUUGAUCUGCAGUGAACCCCGGAACGGGAUGGUCACAUAUUCCGAGUGCUGCUGUCAUUAUGGCCGCGGGUGGGGUCCCGAGUGCAACACCUGCCCCCAGCGACACUCAGAGAUGUUCAAUCGCCUCUGUGAGAUGCAUCUGGAAACGGAGUCCGACGGAGAGCAGGACUUUUUGGCAGCUUUUGCCAACUACAACCCAGGAGACAGUUCUGAGGAAGACUCUGAUGAAUGUAGUUGUGCAAAUGGGCGCUGUGUUCGUUCAUAUCUUGGUACCAUGUGUGAAUGUAACUCCGGCUUCAGGCUAGACCACUCCCGCACUCGCUGUACAGACAUUGAUGAGUGCGGUGAGCCUGUCCGGCUCAGUCCAUGCAAAAACGCACGCUGUGUGAACACUGUUGGCUCGUUCAAGUGCUACUGCAAACAUGGUUUUGUGCCGACGCGACGACCCAACACCUGCAUGCGCCGAAGGAGCCGGUAA